CGAAGGGGCUAGCAGCGUCUUCGUUUGACCGCAAGUUAAGCGAGAACACCUCAGGAUGAAGCUGUUCGUGGCCGCCGCCCUCCUGGCCCUGGUGGCCUCUGUGCCGCUCGACUCUCAGGUCGAGGACCAGGAUGAGCUCGAGAUGCACGAGAUCUGGGGCUCCUCCUACAAGGAGGUCCAGGAGAAGAUGGGCCUCAACAACGGCGCCUCGCUCUCCCGCUCUGGUCAGGUGCUGGACUCUGUCUUCUGGAAGAGUAUUGCCCAGGAGAUCAUCCAGACCAAGCUGAACGACAAGGUGUAUCACCACCAGGCCAAGAACGCCAUCCUGUUCAUCGGUGACGGCAUGUCGAUCCACACGCUGGCCGCCGCGAGGAAGCAGAAGGGCCUGCUGCACGGAGCUGAUAUUCCCGAGCACACCAUGCUGUCGUGGGAGAAAUUCCCGUACACCGGUCUCUCCAAGACGUACAACUGCGACCGCUGGACGGCCGACUCCGCCUCCACGGCCACCGCCUACCUGACCGGCGCCAAGGGCAACUUCCUCACGGUCGGUGUCGACUGCUCCGUCCUCAUCUGGAACUGCGAUGCCGUCAACGAGGCCUCCUCGCCCAAGUCGAUCCUCCGCUACGGCGUGGAGGCCGGUAAGUGGGUCGGUCUGGUGUCCACCGCCCGCAUCACGCACGCCUCUCCCGCUGCCACCUUCGGCCACACUGCCUACCGUACCUGGGAGUCGGACGCCGACUUCGUCGCCAUGGAAUGGAUGACCGGACCCGUCAAGGACUCGUGCAAGAACGCCAUGAAGGACCUGUCCACCCAGUUCGUCGAGCGUGAGGGCAUCGACAUCAACGUCGCCUUCGGCGGCGGCUGGGGCAAGUUCACGCCGAAGGAAGUCGAGGGCGGCUCCCGUCUGGAUGGCCGUGACCUGAUCCAGGAGUGGAAGGAUAAACAGGCCUCCCUGGGACGCAGCUACGCCUACCUGACCACCAAGGAUGAGCUGAACAACUUCGACGCCACCUCUGCCGACUACGUGCUGGGUCUGUUCAGUCGCAGCCACAUGCAGUACCGCGCCUUCCAGACCCCCGAGGACGUCAACCUGACCGAGAUGGUGAAGAAGGCUCUGGAGAUCCUGAAGCGCGGACCGAACGGCUUCGUGCUGUUCGUGGAGGGCGCCAAGAUCGACCACGGACACCACUACGGCAACGCGUACACGGCCAUCGACGAGACUAUCGAGCUGGAGGAGGUUGUCCAGUACGCUGUGGACAACACCGACGAGUCGGACACCCUCAUCGUCGUCUCCUCUGAUCACGCCCACACCUUCAAGAUCAACGGCUACCCGGAGCGCGGCCUGGACAUGUACGGGCCCGCCUCGUUCCUGGCCGGCGGUAUGCAGAAGGGCGGUCCGCCGCCCAGCCUGCCGUACCCGAUCCUGCAGUACGCCAACGGUCCGGGCGGCACCCGCAGCAAGGAGGAGCAGGACGCCAAGCGCGCCGCCCUCACCGAGACCGGUCCCGACGCCGAGUGGCGCGACCCGCACUACAAACAGUUCGCCGGCAUCUACCUGCCCAAGGAGACCCACGGCGGAGAUGACGUGGGCAUCUUCGCGCGCGGUCCGGGCGCCCACCUGCUGCGUGGAAGUCUGGAGGAGAAUUACAUCCACCACGUCAUCAACUGGGCCCUCUGCCAGGGAGACUACCUCACCGUCUGCGACGAGUAAUUCUUACGUCUGACAGAUGCGGAAUGACUAUGAAGAGUAGUCGUAUGUGUGAGAGAAUGAUGGAUGUAAUGCGUUCGUUGUGUUCAAGGCAAAUACAUGCUGUCCAGCAGUG
Amphibalanus amphitrite is the source of this 1823-nucleotide messenger RNA. Its product is annotated as alkaline phosphatase-like. The transcript has a single exon. Gene Ontology annotation, biological process: dephosphorylation. The coding region runs from base 56 to 1711 and encodes 551 amino acids. The record is from RefSeq and is a predicted model, not a curated record. Gene Ontology annotation, molecular function: alkaline phosphatase activity. NCBI's taxonomy places the organism in Eukaryota, Metazoa, Arthropoda, Thecostraca, Balanomorpha, Balanidae.